Messenger RNA from Symbiodinium necroappetens, 912 nucleotides. The record is from the annotation of a GenBank genome assembly. Lineage: Eukaryota; Dinophyceae; Suessiales; Symbiodiniaceae.
AUGGAUAAGUUGGAAGCACUGAAAUCGUUUGUUCAGGUGGUGGAAUCUGCAGGGUUUGCCGCCGCGGGUCGUCAGCUUGGGUUGUCCCGCUCGGUGGUCAACAAGCACGUCCAGCGCCUGGAAGAUGAACUGGGUGCGCAACUCCUGCGCCGCAGCACCCGAUCAGUCACCCUGACGGGUACGGGUGAAGGAUUUUACCGGCGAGCGUUGAGCCUGCUGGCGGACUAUGAAGAUGCGGUGAACGCGGUGCGCGAGCUGCAGGAUGAGCCGACUGGCGACUUGCGUAUAAACGCGCCCAUGUCCUUUGGUACGUUACAUCUGUCGACGCUGGUGGCGGAUUUCUGUGCUGCGAAUCCCCACCUGCGGGUUGAGCUGGUGUUGAACGACCGCUUUGUUGAUCCACUUGAAGAAGGUUUUGAUAUCACCCUGCGUAUCGGUGAAGUACCGGUAUCGACCAGCCUGGUGGUGCAGGAAAUUGCCCCUUCCAAUAUGGUCGUCUGUGCUUCUCCAACCUAUCUGCAAACCCACGCUGAACCCGCUACGCUGCAGGAUCUGAAGCGACACCGAUGCCUGCAUUAUGGUUAUCAGGCUUCCGGUUCAAACUGGCGUUUACAGGUGGCCGGCAGGAUACAGGCGGUGCCGAUUAACUGUGUGAUGUGGUCAAACAACGGUCAGGUUCUGCGAGAUGCGGCGAUAGCGGGUAACGGAAUAGUGCUAUUGCCGACAUUUAUUGUGGGUGACGCGUUACAGAAUGGGCAGCUGCGUACGGUGCUGGUAGAUACGCCGCCGGUUCCAACAAGUCUGCUUGCGCUUUAUCCCAGGCAUAGGCACCUCUCAACCAAGGUCAGGCUCUUUGUGCAGGCCUUGAGUGCGCGUUUUAAUGAGCGGCCGUACUGGGAUCUUGUGAGCUAG